Molecule: messenger RNA, 4034 nt
Organism: Echinops telfairi (small Madagascar hedgehog)
Lineage: Eukaryota; Metazoa; Chordata; Mammalia; Afrosoricida; Tenrecidae
Gene: PRRG1
Product: proline rich and Gla domain 1
Exons: 4
Coding region: 74-730 (218 amino acids)
Cellular component (GO): extracellular region
Molecular function (GO): calcium ion binding
Source: RefSeq, a predicted model, not a curated record
GUGGAGGGAGAAGUAGCGGCGCAGGGCGCGUGGGACUAAUCAUCCAGAGACCUGCCAGAGGCCACAAGAAAUCAUGGGAAGGGUUUUCCUCACAGAAGAAAAGGCCAAUUCAGUAUUAAAGCGCUACCGCAGAGCUAAUGGAUUUCUUGAAGAAAUAAGGCAAGGCAACAUUGAACGUGAAUGCAAAGAAGAAAUCUGCACAUUUGAAGAAGCAAGAGAAGCUUUUGAAAAUAAUGAAAAAACUAAGGAGUUUUGGAACACGUACAGCAAAGCACACCAAGGGGAGAGUAACCGAGGUAGUGACUGGUUUCAGUUUUACCUGACCUUUCCGUUAAUCUUUGGCCUCUUCAUCAUCCUCCUUGUCAUUUUUCUAAUCUGGCGAUGCUUCUUGAGAAACAAAACUCGCAGACAGACAGUAACUGAGGGCCACAUCCCUUUUCCUCAGCACCUGAAUAUCAUUACUCCUCCUUCUCAACCAGAUGAAAUGUAUGACAGCAGUGGGCUGUCUCCAGGCUUUUUGGAAUAUGUAGUUGGUCGCUCAGAUUCUGUCUCCACUCGGUUGUCCAAUUGUGACCCACCACCGACCUAUGAGGAGGCCACCGGCCAGGUGACCCUUCGCAGGAGUGAAACAGAACCUCAUUUAGACCCACCCCCGGAGUAUGAGGACAUCAUCAACUCCAACUCAGCCAGUGCCAUUGCAAUGGUGCCUGUGGUCACCACCAUCAAGUGAAGCCACAAAGGUCUUUAUAUUCUAACCAUUUUGACAAUACUAAUGAAAGAACUUUCUAGCACUUUACCACUACAUAAAUUUGCAUUGACUUGUUUUAUUGGACUCCUACAGCAUACCACUUCACAAUUUUCGAUUUGAUUUUCUUUAUAUUUGUUUCUUGUUACAAAGUCCUUAUCUAUGCGCAUUUUGCUAGUGGACACGUGAAGAAAAUAACAUACUCAUGGAGGUCUUCAUGUAAUGCAAUGACGCUUAUAUGGAUAUAUGUGUGUAUGUGUAUCUAUAUGUAUGUAAUGCAUAUAUACAUGUGUGUAUCAACACAGUAUAUAUGCAAGUUUUUUUAAAGAGCUAUUAACUUAUAUCUCAAUCACCUGUAUAGAGAUCAUUACUCACAAAAAUUAGGGGAAGGGGCACCAUCAAUUUGUGUAAUAGAUAGCCAGUAACAUGCUGUUCAAUUUUGCAAAUAAGAUAUAGUUAGCAUGAAUUCUCUCACUGGCUUUUGUUAAAAGGAAAAAAAAUGCAUGUAGUAAACCUCGAUUUUAGAAACAUCGCAGAGAGAAAGUAUGAGCAGUCAAUGAUAACUCAAGGUGCGUAGCAAGAAAAUCAUUGGUCAUUUGUAGCAUUUGGUAAGUUUUAUAAUUAACCACCACCCGGGAAAUUGAGCAGUGUGUGACUCACAUCUUUGAAUGUCUCAUGACAUUUGUAGUGACCUCCUCAUUGAGGGGUUUCUUUGACAAGGAAACCAUUCUAGAGUGAGCCCUGGUGGCCCAAUGGUUAAACACUCAGCCUCUAACAGAAAAGUUUGUGGUUUGAGCCAACCAGCAGCUCUGCAGGAGAGCCCGGCCAUCUGCUUCUGUAAAAAAGGAAGCCUAGGAAACUUGAUGGGACAUUUCUACUUUGUCACAUGGGAUUGUAUGAACUGAACAUCAAUUUGCCAGCACCCAACAACAUCAUAUGUAUGAGACAGGGAAUGGAGACAGAUGACUUCCUUACUCAUACGUGGCAAUAAUUAUUUACUGUUUCAUUAUCAUUUUACUCUAAUGUUACUUUCUAUCCUACCACCAGUCUCUCCAAACACUUAAGAGUUCAGUUAGAAUGCAAUAUUUGAGAUUAAUGUAGUAAUGCUUUUGUUUAGGUUAAGGUCUUUGCCUCAAGAUGAUUAGAAGGCAACUUUCCAUUAAAUUAAGAACUGUCAUUUUUACUUUGCCCUCCUGUUUGUGGAUAAGGUUGCAAUGUCUGUGUUGUGCCAGGUAUAUACACUAAACCUAACUGUAGCCCCAUCUAGACCUCAUGAUUGUUUGUUUCCUUAGGUAUUUUUAUCAGCUUUGCUUUCUUUUUUUUCCCUUCUUCUCUUGGAAUGGAGAGAACAGAUAAUUGAACUGCUUACAUAAAUUGGUUCAGAAAGGAAAAGUUUAGGCAGUUUCAUAUGAGGUCCCAUAAUAUACUCACUGGUAGAAAAUACAUUAGAUCCUUUCAGGGAAAUGUCGGUGCCAAUCCAAGCCAUCCUAGUGUUGGGAGAAAAUGGUUUAUGAGGCAAAAUAAUGAAUACAAGUUUUGAAUGUUUUAGUCUCUCCUGCCUCCAUCUUGCUACCCCCUCUUCCCCAUCCCUACCCCCACUACUCCCUGGAACCAAAGAAAGAAGGAAGACCGUUGGGGGUAAUCCUGUACUCAGAGUCAUAUGACCUAAAUUAUUUUGUUCUGCCACAUACUUGCCAUGUUACAUUGGGCAAACCCUGUAUCUCUGAGCCUCAAGUCCCUCACCUCAAAAAUAGGGAUGAUACCAUCUCUCCUGCCCUUCUCUAAGGGCUUAAAAGGGUCAAAUGGGAUGGUGUGUGUGAAAGUACUUGGUAAAAUGUGAAGUCUAGCUGCGCGUAAGGUGGUAAUGUUAUUACUCUAGUGCUUUGGGAUGAAUUUCUCCCCUCAGUUUCCCUAAAAUUUAACAGAUCCUUCAUAUAGUCAGAAUUAGAGCUUCAUAAAUGUCUAACAUGUUCAUAAUCUGAAUGUGUGGGCUAUUAGUUGAACCCUUACCCUUCUUUACAUCAAAUGCUGUGCCAAUUUAGAGAAGACAGCCAGUCCAAGCAGGAUUACGGAAAUGUUAGGAAACCAAGGCAUGUAUCAUAUAUACUUGAGUAUAAACCUACCUGAAUGUCAGCCGAGGCACCUAAUACUACCAUAAAAACUGCAUUAAAAAUGUGCUCAAGAACUCGGCUUAUACACGAGUAUAUACGGUAUGUUAAAUGGGUUCUGUGGCUUUUAUGGUCUUCCCUCUGGUCUUAGCAGAAAUGUCAAUGUUGUUUUGAACUUGGCCAUAAGUGCGUGGCCAUUUUGGCCUCCUAGUUAAAGCUGAAUGUGGGAUUUUUCUAAACUAGUGACUUAUGUGUGUAUACGUAGAUUUUCUGUUUAUUUUUAAAUGAAAAUUAAGACUUCUAUUAUAUGGACUUUUUUCUUAGUCGAGCACUAGGCUAAACCAGCAGUAUUCAAAAUGUGGCCAAUGGAAACUAUUUUCAUAACAAUACAAAGACAUUUGACAUUUUCACCAAAAAAAAAAGUUAUAGAAAUGUAAAACAAUGUCACUCUGUCACUCUUUCCUGAAGCCUUUUUUAAAAAGAAAAUAUAGCUAUUUUUCAUAACAACAUUAUUUAUGUUAACAUGUAAUGGAUUUAUUAUUUUAAAAUGGAUUUGAAAAAUAUUUUUUCUGUUUUAUUAUCAAAUGUGGUAACUGUGAAUAGAUAUGAGCCACAUAAAUGAAAGCACUUUGAGGUUUCGAUCCCCAGUAAAUUUUAAGAUGAAAAAGUGGUCUGGAGAUUUGAAAAAAAGAGAGAGAGAGAGAACCACAGGAUGAAAUUAAGGAGCAAGAAGUUCUAUUCCUAAAUACUUAUUCUUGCAAUUUUUACAUUUUAAGUUCCUAUUCUUGGCUAUCAUGUUGCUUCUUAGAGAUAUCUAAAUUGCAGCAUAAGUAGAAUGUGGGUCCUGGAAACAAACGGCGCUUGCUUAAACUGAUCAAUGCCUCGCCCAUAAUGAUAACUGGCAUCAGCUACAAAGCUCACAGUGGUUUGCAUAUGACAGUGAUAGGCUAAACAAAAUACCACUUUCUUUAAGAAACAUUAGUUCAGGUUAGUUGGUUUGGAUUUUGAGUUAAAAAAAAAUCUUUACCCCAUCUGGUUUUAUAAAAAGAGUCUCUUAACAUUUGUUAUAAUUAAGGGACUUAACUGGAACAAUAUAUAUUUUGUAUGCUUUGUCUUUCUUACCUGAUUGAUAUUACACUCACCUUUGAUCGUUUUUAAUAAAGGUUUAUUUUUGAAAAAUA